CUCUGGACUCUGCCCAGGAAUUUGCACUAAAAAGAGAAGACAGGCCAAAGUGCAAGCAGGUUGAAUUCAUUCGGUCCCCGUGGAAACAACGCGCUUCUGUCCAUCCCUGAGAGUAACUCGUUCACCACAAAGAUCCGGAAGGUGCAGCACAUGGAGGACGACGCACCCAGACGAAGAGAGUCCAUCUCUCUCACAUUUGUGGCCAAUGGUCUGGAGAACAAGGGGGUUGAGCUCUUGGAAAGCCUGGAGGAAGGCCGGAUCCCUGGCCAUGACUCAGGCCCCGAAGAGGGUGGGGACAGCCGGAACGAGGCCAGCCCAGAGCCCUUCUCCGGAUGGAGGAGCCUGCAGCCAGCCCUGAGGGCCACCAGACGCUUCUGCAGGGAGCACGCACAGCUGUUUCAAUGGAUCUGCACAGGCCUGCUCUCUACUGCGUUCGCUGCCUUCCUGCUGACUGCUGGCCUCCUGGAUUUCCAGAGGGCCCUGGCGCUCUUUGUCCUUACCUGUGUGGUCCUUACCUUCCUGGCCCAUAGCCUGCUGAAGAGGCUGCUAGGGCCCCGACUGCUGAGGUGUGUCAAGCCCCUGCGGCACUGCCGCCUGAGCUUCUGGGUUGAGAGGGGUCUGGCCCUCGCUGCUUUCCUGGGCUUGAUCCUGUGGCUGAUUCUGGACACGUCCCAGCGACCUGAGCAGCUAGUGUCCUUUGCAGGAAUUUGCGUGUUCAUCGGUCUCCUCUUUGCCUGCUCGAAGCAUCACUAUGCAGUGUCCUGGAGGGCUGUGUCCUGGGGCCUUGGACUACAGUUUGUGCUUGGACUCUUCGUCAUCAGAACAGAACCAGGAUUUAUUGCAUUCCAGUGGAUGGGCAACCAGAUCCAGAUCUUCCUGAGCUACACGGAUGUCGGUUCCAGCUUCGUGUUUGGGGAGGCGAUGGUCAAGGGUGUCUUCGCAUUUCAGGUUCUGCCCAUUGUCAUCUUCUUCAGCUGUGUCAUGUCAGUUCUGUACUAUGUGGGCCUCAUGCAGUGGGUGAUUCAGAAGAUCAGCUGGCUGAUGCAGACCACCAUGGGCACCACGGCCACUGAGACCCUGAGUGUGGCGGGGAACAUCUUUGUGAGCCAGACCGAGGCUCCUCUGCUGAUCCAGCCCUACUUGGCAGACAUGACGCUCUCUGAAAUCCAUGCUGUCAUGACCGGAGGCUACGCCACCAUUGCUGGGAGUCUGCUGGGUGCCUACAUCUCCUUUGGGAUCGAUGCCGCCUCCCUGAUUGCCGCCUCCGUCAUGGCUGCCCCUUGCGCCCUGGCCCUCUCCAAGCUGGUCUACCCCGAGGUAGAGGAGUCCAAGUUCAGGAGCCCCGAAGGGGUGGAACUGACCUGCGGAGAUUCUCAGAACCUCCUAGAAGCAGCCAGCAGUGGAGCUGCUGUCUCUGUGAAGCUGGUGGCCAACAUUGGAGCCAACCUGAUUGCCUUCCUGGCGUUGCUGGCCUUCAUCAAUGCGGCCCUCUCUUGGCUGGGAGCCAUGGUGGGUGUCCAGGAGCUCAGUUUCCAGCUCAUCUGCUCCUACGCCCUGCGGCCUGUGGCCUUCUUAAUGGGUGUGGCCUGGGAGGACUGCCCGGUGGUGGCUGAGCUGCUGGGAAUCAAACUGUUCCUGAACGAGUUCGUGGCCUACCAGGGGCUCUCCCAGUACAAGCAGCGCCGCCUCUCUGGAGCUGAGGAGUGGGUCGGCCCCAAGAAGCAGUGGAUCUCUGUCAGAGCAGAAAUCCUCACAACGUUCGCCCUCUGUGGAUUUGCCAACUUCAGUUCCAUUGGGAUCAUGCUGGGAGGCCUGACCUCCAUGGCCCCCCGACGGAAGAGCGACUUCUCCCAAAUAGUGCUCCGGGCACUCUGCACGGGGACCUGUGUGUCCCUGGUGAAUGCCUGCGUGGCAGGGAUCCUCUAUGUGCCCCGGUGGAUUGCAGCUGAUUGCAGGACCCUCCUGAACGCGACCCUCAGUAACAGCAGCUUUGAGGUGUAUCAGUGCUGCCGCCAGGCCUUCCAGAGCACCAGCCCAGAGGUCAGCCGAGGGGCUCUGGACAUCUGCUGUCGAUUUUACAACCACACGAUCUGUGCGUAGCGGGGACAGCCCGUCUUUGGCCUUCUGGGGGCCGUCCCCACCUUUCUCUCUACAGGCCUGUCCUGGGGGAAGCCACGGGACUUAGACUCCCCUCGGUCAUACAGUUGGAAAGGAGUGAUGGGGUGAGCGGGCAGGUGAGAAGUGAGGGAUGCCCCCCAAUCCUUGCCCCCUUCCUGCUCCUUCUGGAAAUAUGAAUUCUCGGAGCCACCUCAGCCUCCUCUUCUCUCCCCUCCACAUCCCCACAGCACCCUGGUCUUCUCUGUCUCCCCACUGUGCAUCUCUCCUAUGCACCCUUCCCUCCAGUUAUGGGGUCCCUCCCCCUGGGCUUUGCAGCUGCCUCCCCCUUCUUCUGCUGGCACUUGAAUCUUGCCCUGGCUUGCCCUGGUCAGAUGGGUUCUCCUGGGAACCCUCUUUGGAGGUUCCCCUGCUGCCUUUGCCCACCGCACUUCCCAAACUGGUAUCCCAUGGAACACUGUCUCCACAAGGUGUUUGGAAGAUUCCAUGACUCACCAGGCUUGGAAAACAAGGGCUAAAUAAACUUAGAAGGGCUUUGCUUUUGUGGUUGUUUUUGUUUUACUAUGGGCUCCUCAAAUCUUGAUUCAGAGAUUAUAGGAGACAUUUUCCAAAUUUAUCCCACCAUAAGAACCUUUUUGAUGGGAGCUUCUCUUAGUUGAGGACCCCGUGGAACACAAUUUGGGAGAUACUGAUUAAUGUUCCAACUCCAUAAUUUUAACUCUCAUGACUCUCUACAUAGCACUGCGUGCCAGGCACUGUUCUGGGUACUUUGUACAUUCUAAUCAACCUUGACAACAACCUUAUGAAGUCAGGUACUAUUAUUAUCCCUGGCUGAGGAAUCAGAGGCCCAGAGAAGUUAAGUAACUUGCCCAAAGUAAUACAACUAGGAAGAGGAAGAGGCAAGAUUUGAACCCAGGUCAUGCAGCUUCAUAAGCUUUGUUUAACUCUUGGCUAGGCUGCCUGCAUUCAAGGAACUCGGUUGGGUGACUUGCCCUGACCUCCUCCCCCUGCUGUUUCUCCCUGGCGCAUACCUGCUCUUCUGCUGGGCCAGGCUUCUGAUUUUUACCUGCCUCUGAGCCUUCGUUCCUGGUGUCCCUGUCAUCCGGCAUGCCCUGUCCCUCUCUCUCUUUUGCCUGUGCUGCUCCUCCCUCAUUCUCACUUCCCCAGGGGCUUUGGCUGAGUGACUUGCGAUGCACCUGUCCCUGUGGCCACCGAGCCGCUGCUCCCUCACUCACCUGUGUCACCUCAGGCUUCCCAGCUGCAGUCAGCCUUGGGCUGAGACUGGUCAGCACUCUGCUCUGUCAUAGAGUUUGGUUUCCCUGGGCACUGGCCUUGCUCCUUGGGACCCCCACAGGCUCUCCUCGGGUCCUGAGUUCUUUCCUUUCGUUCUGUAGACUGGAGUCUUGGCUUGACCCCCCACACCCCACAGCUAGGCUCUUGCCCUGCUCUCUGCAGCACUUACCCUGUGCCAUCUCCCCCAAACUGUCACAGGCCACCCUCUGAUGUGGGCUGCACCACUGUCUCCAUGUGGCAGACCCCAGCCCCUUUCCUGCCUGUCCAUUGGGUCCUGUUGCUACCUGAGCACCCACACACACACACCUGGACUGAGACCCUCCUUCCAUGAACUUCCUGCACGCUCAUCCCAGAAGAUCGUAAGCUCCUAGGCCACGGGGUUCCCAGUGAUUCUGUCUCCACCUGUGAGAGUCAGCACAGGGCUGGACCCAUGAAAGGUGAUGAAUACAUGCUGGUGAAAAUGAACUGCAAGCUCUCUUAGAGCUGCCAGUGCCAUUGUGUGUGCUGCACCCUGAGGACCCACACACAUGCUCUCUGCUCUGAUCGGAGUGCAGGCACAGAUUAAGUUCUCUUUGGUCAUUGACCUUCCCUCCACCCCUCUGCGCCUUCCUCCUCAUUGGGCACCUGCAGAAGUUGGGAGCCCUUUGAGGGUGGGAUUGCAGACAUAUACUGCUCAGAGAAGUCACCGAUGCUGGGGCCAGAUGCCUGUGCUCAACUGGAUCCUAAGUCAGGACUGGCACAGACACCUGUACUUGCCCCUUCCAUGGCCAUGACAGACAUUGCUAAUCAAUCACAGUUCCCCGCACUAGAUCUGGAAAAGCGUUCAGAAUCCCCAUCAGUGUGGUGCUGGGUGAGCUCACCACCAAGUGAUCCAGGGUGCCUUUUCAGGAGAGAAUUAUUUGCUGUCCCUGUGCUAAGAAAUAGACACUAAGAACCCAAACUACCAUUGAUUUUAUGUCCCUGGCCUGGGAAGGGCUGGGGUUUUUGUAAAAGACUCUGGAAAUUAAGGGUGUUGAAAUAGGGAAGGAUCCUUUCCAAGAAUGAGGCCUGUUAUCUGUGAUCUGUCCACUCCAGGAUUAUGCACUGCUUAUUUAUUCAGUUAAGGAAUAUAAAUGGAGCACCUGCAGUAUUAGUCAGCUCGGGCUGCAUAACGAUAUACCACAGACUGGGUGGCUUAAGCAAUGGAAAUUGAUUUUGUCAUAGUUUCGGAGGCCAGAAACUCAAGAUCAGAGUGCCAGCAUGAUCCAUUUCUAGUGAUGUCUCUCUUCCUAGCUUGUAAAUGGCCACAGUCAGUGUGUCCUCAUGUGACAGAGAGAGAGAGAGACAGAGAGCUCUCUGGUGUUCCUUCUUAUAAGGGCACUAAUCCCAUCAUGGGAAUGCCACCCUCAUGACCUCAUGUAACUCUACUUACAUCCCAGAGGCCCCAUGUGCAAAUACGUUUGAGGUGAUGGCUUCAACAUAAAUUUGGGGUGGGGGGGGAUACAGUUCAUUCUAUAACACCUACUAUGUGCCAAAUUCUGAGCUAGACAAGGGAAUAUCAGUGAACUCAAAUCUGAUGAGCUAAAGAACUGGAAUCUACCUUCAAGAAGAGGUUAGCUGGGAAGGGAGGCCCCACCAGAGACAGAAGGUGGCUCCCAGUAACAUGACAUUGAGAGGAGGGAAGGGGAAAAGAUCUUCAGCAGAGCUUCUUGGGCAUCCAUAGGUGGCCUGGCCAAUGGCAUUUUUCUUGGCUUUUAGUAUAUUAGAAAGUGAAAAUAUGCCAGAAUAGGAUUACACAGAUUGUGUUUUAUAUUGUCAUAUUUUAAUAGAAUAUACUAUAAUAUUGGGUUCUUCACAAGAUUAAUGACAGGAUUUAUUUUCAAGUAAAGCCCAUAUUGAAUAAGAAGCCAUUUUUAUUAAUAUCAAAAAUUGCACUGUGAUUGCAUGUUUUUAUGCAUUAGGUUUCUUGAAAUAUGUAGAAUCUGUGCUCUUCUGUAUUAAGUGUAAGAACAAUCAACAUGUAAGAUAUACUUAUUAUUUUAAACUAAGUCCUGGUGGGGGGCUCUCCUCAUGAACUUGUUUCACUAACAUGACUAUAUGAAUGACCUAAUUUGGAGAUGUCACCAGAAGUCUACACUGGGGAAAAAAAAGAAAAGAAGUUUGUAUUGGAAACCCUCCUGUCCUCCUGCUGCCCCCUGCAUGUGCCUGACCACCAGCAAAAGGAAUUGAAUGGGCUUCAGUCAUGGAAAGGUCUGAGGCCCAGAGCAUGGUGAGAGCAGACCUCUCCCAGAUGGAACAAGUGGGGCUGAGCAGACAGGGAAAUGCUAUCCCUGGGGAGCCACAGAGGGGCUGUCCGGCCUGGGGGUUGGGGGGGCAGGAAGGAACAGUAUGCUCCACAGGGAGAGGUCACACCAUGAGGUCAGUGGCAUAAGAUCUGGACAGUGGGCCAGUGGUGGGCCCUGGCCUCUGCCUCACAUCUGGGGAGCAAGCAGAUGUGAGUGAGAAGGGAGCAGCCCGGAGCACCAGAGCCCACACUCUGCUGGAGAUCAUCUCACCCAAUCCAUCCUGGACUAAUCUUGUGGUAAAAGACACUAAAAGUUACCUACUAGGAAAAUCAUCAUCAAAUUAAAGGCGCAUGACAUCCACACCCUGGUUCUUUAUUGUUAGCUUCAGCAAACAUACAAUUACUCUGUCAAGUUGCUAUGAAGCUUCUAUGCCACUUUCAGCAUCUGUUACAUGAUUACAGACUGAGGAACACAUGUGAGCCACACUCUGAAUAACAUUGUCCUCUAGUAUUUUCUGUUAAUGAAAGCUUGCCAUUAUCUACUCAGAUGAUCUGUCCUGCAUGUCAACUCCUCCUGGGGAAAAAGCAGCAGGACUCUGGUUGGAAUCCAGGACACCUGUCUUUCAUACAAGAGAAAAAUUGCAUGGACAGUAGAAGAAUUUCAAAUAAUUUAUACAAAUACUCCCUUCAAGAGAUGGAGCAGGGCUUCUUACCCCUUAAGUGUGGGCUAUGCUUAGUGACUUGCUUCCAAAGAGUAUGGAAAUGAGGGGAGUAAGAAAGUAACUUUGCUCUAGAGAAACCUGAUAAAUGCUUCCUUAGCCAGGUGAUCAUGGUUAACAUCAUCAGUGACAAAUCCAGGUGAUAACAUAUGCCCUUGACAUGUUGGGAACAUUUCAUGUCUGUGGUCUUUCUCCCCAAGGCCCAGAACCCCUCUCUAACCAUAAGAAAGACAUCAGACAAACUCAAAUUGAGAAACAGUCUACAGAACACCUGAUCAGUAAUCCUCAAAGCUGUCAGGGUCAUGAGAAGCAAGGAAAGUCCGAGAAACUGCCACAGUCCCAAGAAGCCUAAGGAGACAUGAUGACUCAGUGUAAUGUGGAAUUGUAGUGGAUAAAUCAUGUCCCCCCACCAAAAGAUAUGUCCAAGUCCCAACUUCCAGAACCUGUGAAUGUGACCCCAGGGGAAAUAGGGUCUUACAGGUAUAAUGAAAAGAUCUCAAGAGGAGAUCAUCCUGAAUUUAGGAUGGGCCCUAAAUCCAAUGACUGGUGUCUUCAUAAGAGAAAGGAGAGGGAAAUUUGAAAUACACCAAGAAGUCCUUGUGAAGAUGCAGGUGGAGAUUGGGGUCAUCAUACUAAGACACAACCCCCACCAUGAUGACCAGCUAAGGAUGACCUUGAGCCACCAGAAACUAGAAGAAGCAGUGAGGAUUCUUCCUUGGAGCCUUCAGAGUACUCACACCCUACAGAUUUAGGACUUCUGGCCUCCAGAACCGUGAGAAUACAUUGCUGUUGUUUUAAGCUACCAGGUUUGCAGUGAUUUGUUGUGGCAGCACCAAGAAACAAAUACAGGUGUCUUGGAUGGAAUCCUAGAGCAGAAAAAUGACAUUAGAGAAAAACUAAUGAAAUCCAAAUCGAGUACAGAGUUUAGAUAAAAACACAUCAAUCUCAGCUCAUGAGUUGUGACCAUGUACUGUAGUAAUGAAAGAGGGAAACUGAGGAGUGGUUACAUGGGGGUUCUGUACUGUUUGUGCAGCCUCUAUCCACCUAAAAUCAUUCUAAACAUUUAUAGGUUUCUUUUAAGGACAGCAUUGACACAAGUGCAAGGUGAUUUGUAAUUCAGCCUGCGGGCGGCUCUAAUCUGGAUGAUACAUAUCCCAGCAGGCAGCCCACCCAAGUCACCGAGGUGACCAUGGGCAUUUCUUCCUUUUCCACCCCUUCUCCCCGAGGCCCUGCUGUCACCUCUGCCACCCCCCUCACUGUGGUUGCGGCUCAUGGCUCUGGCUGAAGAUGAAUUAGUCCCACCCUCUUUACAGUCUGCAUAAAGAACAUCAUCUUCUUGGAAUUACUUUUGACUCAGAAUCUGUGAAUGCUGAGUUUGGACAGAAACCUAAAGAUCACUUUGAGGCUGUCUGCCUUCCCAACUUUUCUGAGAAUUUUUACACCCUGUGCAUGAAUGGUCUCUGUCACUAUGAUUUUAUGUUCAAAUCAUGAGACUCCACUCUUGUGACCACCUCUGAUUGAACCAGGACUGGACACCGGACUCAGGGGGAAGCCAAACCCAUAGUCUUGCCAAUGACCCUUCAGAUUCCAAGGAAAGAAUUUGAACUAAAAAAAAAAAAAAGAAAGAAAUCUAGAAACAGAACUAGGAGCUGAGUCACCACAGUGGGGCUGGCUCCGAGCUGAUCUCAUUCCUGUACCUCUUGGAGCCUAGUUGCUCAGCUCUGCCUCACAGUUGAUGAGAGCUGAAUUCUUUACAAAAGUGCCCUCUAACCUGAGCUAAUGUGAGAGGGUUCCUUUUACUUUGUCAUCAAAAAGGAUACUGCCCAGGAGGACAGCCACUUUGCUUAGCUCCUCAUUCUGCUUGGAGUCAAGUGGUUAUUAUUGCUUGGAUACCAUCAAAACCAGACUCUCACUACCUGUCCAAGCAACCCAUUUGGACAGCUCCACUUCUUACAAGGCCCUUUUUGAUUUUGCAUCAAAAAGUAUUUCCCUUUGAUCCCAGUUUUGCCAUUCUGGGCCAUUCAGAACAAGUCCCAUCUCAUGGAUACCUCUUUAUUGUUGGUUAGUUGGUUGUUUAUGUGUUUAAUUUUAGAUUUAUUUACCAAAGGAAUACUUGCUUACAGGCCUUAAAAAGUCAAAUCUUAUAAAAACCUUAUAGACGUGUUCUAAUCCCUUUUCCAUAUGUCAGGUCUUCAACUGUUUGAAGAUGGCAAGCAUCCAGUCUUCCCUUUUCUGAGCUGGGACCUUUAGUCCUUUUAUUUGUUUCUCACCUUGCACACAAAUUUGCCCCAGACCUGAUUCUUAGCUGUUCUACCUUCAUAUGCAGACAGUGUUGAGUCAAGAGCAAGUUUCAUAUUGAAGCCAGAACACCGGGUGAUAAAUGUGAUCUCAUGGGUGUAACCAAGAUGAUGUGAUGGGAUUAGAGAUUGGAUGUAGCCUAGCGAGCAUAUUUAAAAGAGGCGGACCUAUGAGGAGAGUGUUAAGAAUCUACAUGCCUGCUUCAGAAACACUCCAAGCUGAGGGCUUUUGUGUGUUGAGGGUGAAAUGUCAGGAGGGAGAGAAGAGGAGAAAGUCCUGUCCCAGAGCACAGAUGGGACCAGAGAUAGGCUAGGAAUGGGGUGGGUGGGAUCUGAUCUCUUGGGACAUCUGUUAGGACUCCUACUUGCCUACCAUCAAGGGUACAACAAGUUUAUAACUUGCCUGGGGGGUGAUUUCCAUCCCCAGAGGUAAAGGGAAUUGUUGCUUUUUUUAAAGGUUUUUAUUUAUUUUAAAAUUUUAUUUAUUCACGAGAGACACACAAAGAGAGGCAGAGGGAGAAUUAGGCUCACUGCAGGGAGCCCGAUGCAGGACUUGAUCCCAGGACCCCAGGAUCACACCCUGAGCCAAAGGCAGAUACUCAACCACUGAGCCACCCAGGAGUCCCCAGAUUUUUAUUUUUAAGUGAUCUCUGCACCCAAUAUGAGGCUUGAACUUAUAACCCAGAUCAAGAGUUGUGGGCUCUGCUGACUGAGCCAGCACCAGCCAGGUGCCCCAGAAAUUGCUGCUUUGGACCAAGUUCUGACAAAGAUGUGUAAUGGUGAAGUGGGAGGAACCAUGGCAGCAGAGACUUUGUGAUGUAAAGUGAAGUGGGGGCUGGCACGGCCAGGCACUCAGUCCACACUUGGAGAUAAAGGCGUUCUGGAAGAAGAUUCUGAGAGGAAAGUCGGCUCUUGAAUGGAACUCUGGUUCUGCCGUAGGAGAUGUCCCAAUGAGAAAGGGAGACAGAUAACAAAAGAAACAAACACAAACAUGAAUGAGUAGCAGGAACCCGGUUUAUAAGCUCAGAAUAUUAAAAUAAGAGGCACCAAGAUCUGACCAAAGGACACAUGACCCAGCAUAUGCAAUAUAGCUGGUGGUCCUCCCAUAGUUCUUCUCCCCACGUUUUCCUUUAGAAAUCACUAAAGGUCUAGCUGGGCAAAUGGACAGCUAGCAUAAAGACUACAUUUCUCAGCUUUGCUUGCAACUAGGUGUGGCCACAGGACUAGGAUCUAGUCAACUGCAUGUGAGUCAAGUAGGCAGCCUCUGGAUCGUGUGUUAGAAAAAGGGUCAGAAGACUUUCUGAAAGGGCCAGAGAGUAAAUAUUUUAGGUUUUGUGGUCCAUAGUAUCUCUCUUGCAACUACUCAACUCUGUCCUUGUAGUUUGAAAGUAGCCAUUAGGCAAUGAGCAAAUGAGAGUGGCUAUGCUUGGAUCAAACUGGGCUUACAAAGAGUUGGUCAACCCAAAGUCUAUAGUUGGCUGACCCCUGCCUUAGAUGAAGGGGCUCAUCUUCCACGUCCCCAGUGUGUUUCAGUUUUGCUCCACAGCAUUUGGAAUACAGAUGGGAAGAUGAGCCCACUUAGAUGGAGACGAAUUCCAAUCCUUAAAGAUGGGGCAGCCACAGGUUAGAAAGCAUAUGGGUCUCUAGUGUCCUUGUAGAGCGGGGCUGCCAUGACAGUGCAGACCCCCUGUGGUCCAAGAAUGAUGUUUCUCUUGUUUACAUCAUCACCUGGUGUCUUCAUUACACACACCCUACCAAUGGACAAGAAGAACAAAGCAGGCGGGAAGAAAGAGCAAGUUUGCCUCUUCCCCAUGGGGUUCCUGAUGAACAAAUGGGAAACAAGAUAUUAUUAGCCAGGUGCUAAUAAUCCCCAGCAUUCCUGAUUCUUUGGCAAUUUGGAGCUGGUGCAUUCCACUGGAGCCCUAAAUAGGACUGCUCCCUCCGACAAAGUCCAAAUCUGGAAUGUACCACCCACCUGCCACCAAGACUUAGAAGAAGGAGAGUCCUAAUACACGUGAGAGGGAACUGGAGAGAGAGCCACGUGGCCAAGCUGCAAAAUUUUCCAAAUUAGCUUUGUCAACCUUAUAAAUAAAACCACCAGUUAUUUUACCAGCAGAAGAUGGGUUUAUUUGAGAGGCGCAGAGAAUUGCAAUCCGGGACCAGCAAGAACAAAGGAGAGGUAGUAGGUUCUUUUAUAGAGGAAAGGCUGCUGAAACACCAAAGUCCAUCAGCGUAGACUGGGAUGUGGAUGUAUGGAGGCUUGUCAUUGACUGAGCUGUGGCUGGGGGAUGAGGAGAGCCUUUCUUCCUCCUGCUGGGGCAGCAACAAAGUAGUAACUGGGUGCAAGGUGAGCCAGGUACCUCUCUUGCUGUUGGAUUUGCAUGAGAGCUCCCCGUGCCCACCCCCUGACUCCCUUGUUCUCCUGAGGUCUCCCUCUGUUAAUUUUCACAGCUUCAGGGCAAGAAAGCACCAGCCAGAGAAAGAAGGAGGGAAGGAGCAAGAUAGGGUCGCAUCAACACAUCUCAGGCCCACAGAAACAGGAAAGAGGAAAGAGGCUGAUGAGCCGCAUGGAACCUGUCCGAGUUUCACAGCCUGGCCCACCGGUAAAUGUGGCUCCAGCUGAAAUGCAGCCUCUGCCCAGAUGGAUCUUGAUCCCCUCCUCUUGGAGAACAGCAUGAUGGAGCUAGAAGGACAUUCUUCCCAUCUCCAGCCAGCUCCCCAACACCGUUCACACGCCACACAUUACAAAUUAUAUUCACAGCAUAAAAAAGAAAAAGGCAGAGGUCAUCCCAUAAAGACUGUGGAACAGAUCCCACCUCCUUCUGCAGGCUUAUGUUGCUCUCUGCCUUCUUUUGGGACAGACGCUUUCCAUAUCUUUUCAAGGUGGCACAGGUGUCUCACCUGGAAGUGAGACAGGGAACAGGCACAGGUCACAGCUGCUCCCCGGACUGCAUACAGAAUGUCAAAAACUCUGCUGGGUGUCAGGAAACACGUGGUGGGGAGGGCCCUACUGCCUGCCCUGAGCCCCGGAAGCGAGCUGAGUGAGCCAGGGGCUCUAACAGGAGGCUGCUCCUGCCUUUGGGCUCCAGCUGACCAAGGACACAGUUUUCCCCAAGGAAACCCUUUCUGUUUUUCUUUCCAUUAAAAAGAGAAAAGUCACUUAGGGAUGGGAUGGGAAACUCACUUUAUAAACUAAAGAUUGCUUUUAUCUUCUGAAGCUUAGCUUCUGAAUAAGAUUCUUUUCUACUUUUAGAGACAUUGGUUGUUUAUAUUCUAACCAAACUUUUUUUUCCCCCAAAGUCAACGCCUCUAUUAGAGGAGAAAUGAACUGUAUCAAAGCUCAGGGCUUUCAAGGGAUCUUUUCUGGGCAGUGCCCUGAGGGUACGCCUGUCUAAUCUCCUCAAAUCUUCUUUGAGCCUGGGAUGGGGCACCGGAGGGAGGGGACAGUGCUGUUCUGGACAGCAGCCCUGAGUGCAGGGUGGCCAAGCUGCAAGUUGGGCCCAGGGUCAUCCUGUUAGGACAGAGCCCAGAGGUGAGAAAGCCUGAAAAGGGCAAGAGUUUCCUUGCUCACUGAAUUAUGUUCAGCUACUGGAGCUGUAAAGAGUGUUCAGGAAGCUCAAGGUGGUGGGCAGCUCUUGCCUUUUUUUUUUUUAAUGUAUCAAAAUUACUUUGCAAUUUUCCCCCAGUUUUAUUGAGAUAUAAUUGACAUAUAAUAUUGUAUAAGUUUAAGGUAUACAAUAUAGUGACUUGAGACACACACACACACACACAUAUAUUUAAGAUUUUAUUUAUUCAUGAAAGACAGAGAGAGAGGCAGAGACAGAGGUAGACGGAGAAGCAGACUCCCCGCAGGGAGCCCAAUGUAGGACUUGAUCCCAGGACGCAGGAUCACACCCUGAGCCAAAGGCAGAUGCUCAACCCCUGAGUCACCCAGGCGUCCCAAGAUAUAUAUAUUUAUAUAUCAAAGUUGACCCUUGCACAACAUGGAUUUGAACUAUAGGAGCCUACUUAUACACAGAUUUUUUUUUCAACAGAUGACAGUACCAUCCUGUAAGCUCUCUACGCUCUUAUCCAUUGUAAGGUGUGUCAGAGUCAUGACAUUGUUUCCUUGUAUCAGUGAAGUAUGGAGGUUUAUGAACAAUUUAUCUUUCUAAUAAAAAAAUAUG
Molecule: messenger RNA, 12853 nt
Organism: Nyctereutes procyonoides (raccoon dog)
Lineage: Eukaryota; Metazoa; Chordata; Mammalia; Carnivora; Canidae
Gene: SLC28A1
Product: solute carrier family 28 member 1
Exons: 18
Coding region: 151-2100 (649 amino acids)
Biological process (GO): nucleoside transmembrane transport; cytidine transport; pyrimidine nucleobase transport
Cellular component (GO): membrane
Molecular function (GO): pyrimidine- and adenosine-specific:sodium symporter activity
Source: RefSeq, a predicted model, not a curated record